Molecule: messenger RNA, 624 nt
Organism: Saccoglossus kowalevskii
Lineage: Eukaryota; Metazoa; Hemichordata; Enteropneusta; Harrimaniidae
Molecular function (GO): nucleic acid binding
Source: RefSeq, a predicted model, not a curated record
AUGUUCGUAGAAGACCUACAGUCUGCAGAGAACAUGAUUAUACGAAAGGUUCAACACCAAGCAUUCUCAGAAGAAAUCAAUGAUCUAAUGCACAUCAACUCAGAUCACAGCUUCAGAAAAUUGGAUCCUUUUAUUGGAACUGACGGAUUGUUGCGAGUAGGUGGGAGUUUGCGAUUUGCGGAAAUACCUGAUGAAUCAAAACGUCCUAUACUACUUCCGAAGGACUCAAUAAUAUUAGAGAUAAUAAUACGACAAAUACACAAACAAGGGCAACACUUUGGCCAUUCGUACAUACUGUCUCAGCUACGAGAAAAGUACUGGAUUGUUAACACUAAAUCGGCAGCUAGAAAAUUAAUAUCGAAAUGUAUUGUGUGCAAGCGACAACGUGGAUGGCCAAGAGAACAAAUGAUGGCAGAUCUACCGGUGGACAGACUGGCUAUUGGUGAACCCCCAUUCACACGGAUGGGCAUAGAUUGUUUUGACCCAAUAGCGAUGAAAUUAAAGAGAAGUCGAAUCAAACGCUAUUGUGUGAUUUUUACAUGUUUAACAAUAAGAGCAGUUCACAUAGAAAUUGCAGACUCAAUGGACACGGACUCGUUAGCAAGUGGAACCAUGCACAGAUAA